Clavispora lusitaniae ATCC 42720 is the source of this 2562-nucleotide messenger RNA. RefSeq lists its product as uncharacterized. The record is from RefSeq and is a predicted model, not a curated record. Lineage: Eukaryota; Fungi; Ascomycota; Pichiomycetes; Serinales; Metschnikowiaceae.
AUGUUUCUACGACUACGACCGUUGCUACGGGUCAGACGACAUUCGACAUUUGCACGAAGGAAAGACAUAUUUACAGGCAAAGCACACACACACACAAGAGCCAAUGAGGCUACAAACAUGCAUGGCAAGGUCAUCGACGACAUAAUCCAGGGGAAGACUAGGCCGAGAAAUGCUGGGGCACAGACCGAUCGAACAGAGACACCAGAGACAGAGACUUCAGAGAUUUCAGAGACACCAGAGAUUUCAGAGACACCAGAGAUUUCAGAGACACAAAGAGAGACCGAUACACAGACCGAUACACAGACCGAUGCUGCCAAUAGCCAGACGCUCUCCGGAAUGAUCUUCCGCUUCUUCCAGACCGAGUCCUCCAGAUUGCGCGAGACCAUGAAAAUCGACCAGACGCUAGCGUCCAACGAUAUCCAGCUCAACAGUGUGAGCGGGCCGCUCCGGCAGAAGUUGGAGCAGCAGAUGGACGACUACAGCCGGUUGUCUGUUCUUUUGGCGCACCACGCGCUUUCUGUGCCGCCGACGUUGGCGCUCCAGUACUACAAUCUGCUCCCGCGGUGCGAUUCGGGCCACAAGAAAACGCUUCUCGGCAUGCUUGCGUUCCACAACCGGUGGGCGGACUUUUGGGCGGUGGCGUUGGAGGAAAAUGCGUCGUUGAGCGAUGUGGAGGAAGUGGUGGAGCUUUUGCACGAGCAAUUGGGCCAGAACCACAAUGGGCUCGGGUUGUGGCAGGCGGUCGAGGCGGCGCACAAGAGGGCGAGCGGCGCCGUUUGGCGCGCCAUAGGCGAGUGUAUUGAGUACCGGUUUGGCGUGGGCCGGGCGCAGGCGGAGGACUUCUGCGCGCUUGUUUCGGACGAAGUGUCUGAGAACACAACCACAAACACAAACAAGCACACAACCACAACCACAAACAAGCACACAAACACGAGCAUAGACGGAAAGGUUUCACAGACGUACGAUGUGGAGAUGGCUGACGUGCUCUUUGCCUUUGCCUCGCGGCGCCUGCUUCAAAGGGGCGCGGAGUUGCAGUACGAUCGAGUCGCCGCGCGCCUUGCCCGUGUGCCCGGGUCGGUGUCGUUUUUGUGCGGCGGCGUUGGCGAGGCGCGCGCGCAGGCGGUCGCGCGGGCGUUUGCGCAGCUCCGCUCGGGCUUUUUCAACGACGCAGACUGCGCCCACCUUUUGGCGCAUGCCCAGCUGCGCCCGCACGUGUACCAGGUGUACUUGUUGGCGUGCCGCAACGCGCGGCGCGGGCUUUUGUGCAACCAGACGCUCGACGCCGUUGUUCGGGCGGCCGUGCAAGUGGGCGACUGGGACUUGGCGCAGGCCGCCGCGCACCGGUUCGUGCAGAGCGUUUCGCCGGCGACAUGGGCGCUUCUUGCGCCGCCGCUUGCGGCGCGGGUGCGGCCGCUAUUCAAGCGCCUUGCGAGAACAGACAAGUUCCACCGCGUGGCGCUAGCGUUGGCGCAGGAAAUGAAAAAACAGACAGACAGGACGGAAUCAGACAAGACGGAAUCAGACAAGACGGAAUCAGACAAGACGGACUCAGACAAGACGGAAUCAGACAAAACAGACACUUCUGACACCGACUUUGUCCUUCUCGCGCUCUUGGAGCACGCGGACGCCGACCCGAAGCUCGCGCGCGCGCUCUUGCGCCAGUUGCGCGGCACCGACCGCAAUCUCCGCGCCGCGUGCCGCCUCCAGUGGCGCGCCUACAACUGGCUCGAGAUCAUGCGCUUCGCCCUCCGCCACGGGCUUUCGCCCGCAGCCGCCUUCGCCGGCGCCAUGCGUACCUCGUUCCCGCCGGCGCUUGUUCGUGCGGCCAAAGCAAACAUGGCCGCAGCAAACCUGAUGGCCGCGAACCUGAUGGCCAAACUGAUGAACGUCGACCUGGCUCCUUUCGACGACUUCCGCGCGCUCUACUCGGCAGCGGCGCCGUCGCAGCGCCGCGCUCUUCUCCACAACAUCCAGGCCGCCGCGCAGGCGCUUUCUGUACUAGCGCCCGAAGACGUGGCCGCCGCGCUCAACGUCCUCCACCGCCAGGUGUUUUCGACUGCGUUUUUCCCGCGCUCGCGCACCGGCCGCACCUACAUCUUCGACCGCCUCGUCCACGGCACGUUGCAUUUCGUGCACCGCCGCCAGCCGGGCGUGGCGCCGUUGCGCACCAUUGUCGCGCGCUUGGACUUUGACUGCACCGCCGCCCAGGCGGCGCUCUUUGAGCAUCUCGUGCAAGACGACCCGCGCUUGGCACGCCUGGUGCUCGAAACGUAUGCGCAGACCCGGCGCUUUUUGCUGGCGCCACUCAUCAACGCCGUGGAGCGCGGGCUUUUGCGCACGCCGCAGCUUUCGCCGCGCGCCCGCCUCGAGUGGUUUGGCCAGUUUCUCGAGGCCAAGCGCACGUUGGGCUACCGCAACAAGUUGGCGCCGCGCACCGCCGCGAUGUUUGGCGAGGUGGCGUUGCGCGCGCAAAAGCCCGGCUUGGACGCGCUCCCCGCAUGGGGCCUCGACCAGGGCGUGCCCUUGCGCGUCGUGAAAAAUUGGGCGAAGAGGAUCAGGUGA